GCAGGACCAAGCCACGCCACGCCACGCCACGCCACGCCAUGCCGUAAGAAUACAUUUCACUCCAGUUUCAUCCCCACUGGCACGAAUCUAAAUACAUGGAGCGGACGACCUUGUGCUAGUGCUCGCUCACGGCCAAAUGAGCUCAAGUGCACUUUGGGCUCAAUAGAAGAAGAUGAAUUGAUCGUGAUUGGACGAGAUGCGAACGCUGAGAGCAAACUGAUUGCGAGGAAGACGCAAGAAGCUGUCCCUCGAGCGAUGAGAUGAUCCUGUGAGGUAAAUACAUGGCACGUUUUGCCGUCAUUGUUCUCGGCGCGGAUACCUUUCUGCCACGAGGAGGGCGCUGAUCAAAUCGAGCUCCCAGAUGUUAUGCAAGAAAGCCUAGGAUGGGAGUAAAACUCCAGAGAUUCAUGAAGGUCACUGCAAAUGCUUGCUUUUCCGCGACCGCUCCUGAAAUUCCCUCAGCGAGUAGAGUCGUCAUUGCAAAGUCCUCCAUCCCUUUAUGGGCGGGCGCCAAAGGCAGGGGAAGGGAAAAACAACACCCAACUACCUCCCUCCCACGCACGCCCUGCCCAUGUCUGGCCGUCUGUGAGGAAAACACACAUGCUGAUGUCAUGGUGACAACACUGUAGCACUUGUACCUGCUGAAAGGAGCGCAACAUCGGACCUCACACACCGGCAGAGAGAGAGAGAGAGCGAGAGCUCCGAUGCCUUGUCAACUUGUCCCGCUCGGUACAUUUGAAUAUUUGUCUUCUUUUUGUUUGACUUGAAGAGGUGGUGGGUGGACGCGCCAUUGUGUGGGCGAAGAAAGCGCCGUGGAGGACAAAGCAGCAGUUUCCUUGGUUUCUCUUUCCUCCGGGAGAGUUGCGGGGUUCUGCCGCCUCCCUCGGAGGAGUGGCGCGGCUCACAAGACAAGCACUGCACGGAAAUCUGUGGACAUGGCGCUCGACAGGAAAGUGGACCUGCUACUCGGACUUGUCGUGCUUGUGCAGUGCGUGUACGACGCCGGAGCCCAGACGGGGGUCCCUUACGCCGACGUGCAAGCGGCGGAUGACAAUGUGGUGGUGAGGAGGACGCACGAGCAGCGCUGGAGGAGAUGGCUUCCCAACAGCCCGCGUCACAUGGACAGCAACAGGGCCAGUCAGGAGCAGGAACGCCAGGAGGAGCCCGCGCAGGAGGAGGACCGGGCCGAGCGCUUCCCCGGCCCGAUGUCAGCCGAGGACGUCGGCAACAGCUCGCAAAUUGAGGAGGACGCCGAUCACAACUACUACACAUCCAAAACGUACAGCCCGGCCGAUGCCGCCGGCAAGGCCUUGUGGGUAAACAUCGAGCAGCUGGACAAGGAGAAAGUGAAGAUUCACGGGAUUCUGUCCAACACGCAUCGACAAGCGGCGAGAGUCAACCUGUCCUUCGACUUCCCCUUCUAUGGACAUUUGCUGCGUGAGAUCACCGUGGCGACCGGCGGGUUCAUCUACACAGGCGACGUGGUGCACCGGAUGCUAACAGCUACGCAGUACAUAGCCCCCUUGAUGGCCAACUUUGACCCCAGCGUGUCCAGAAACUCAACCGUCAUCUACUUUGACAACGGUACAGCUCUGGUGGUGCAGUGGGACCACGUCCACCUGCAGGACAACUACAACCUGGGCAGCUUCACCUUCCAGGCCACGCUGCACGACACCGGGCGCAUCGUCUUUGCUUACAAAGAGAUUCCCGUGGAACUGUCGCAGAUCAGCCCCAUUAACCACCCGGUGAAGGUGGGCCUCUCGGACGCUUUUGUGGUGGUGCACAAAAUCCAGCAGAUACCCAACGUGAGGCGGCGGACCAUCUACGAGUACCACCGGGUGGAGCUGACCAAGACGAGGAUCACCAACUCCUCCGCCGUGGAAUUUACACCAUUGCCCACGUGUCUCCAGUUCAGCACCUGCGCCACGUGCACGUCCUCCCAGGUGAACUUCAACUGCAGCUGGUGCCAUCGACUCAACAGAUGCUCCAGUGGCUUUGACCGCCAUCGGCAGGACUGGGUGGACAACAGCUGUCCCGAUGAGACAAAGGACAAGCUGUGUGACAUCAUUGACACCACGUAUCUCUCCCCAUUCACCACACCGCUUGGCGCCAGGACCACACCCAGAAGCAAAGAGGCCCCGCCGUCCACCUGGCAGCCCCCGACCAGCGCCCCGACUGAAGAUGAUACCAAGAUCGCGCUGCACCUCCGAGAAAAUCAAGGUACGCCGGCGGCGGCGGCGGCGGCACCCAAAGAGAACGGCUACGCCGCGCCGAAGCCCGCUCCGCCCGGUGCCCGCUUCCAUCGCCCCUCCGCGCCCGCCGAUGACAGCCCCGUGACAGCCACCGGCGAGCUGACGCAGACGUGGGUGCAAUUCGCCAAGACCUUCGUGCUCAUUUUCCCAAUUUAUGCACUGGGCUACUAUGAGUUCAGCUUCAGCUGGAUGCUGAUCGGACUCGUGGUUUAUUUCUGGUGGAGGACAAAUGCCUUUGGGAAGCGGAGUCGCCUGAGUCGGGCUUUGGCUUUCCUUGAGAGGGAGGAGAGGAGCCUUGCGACGGCUCUGAGCACCUCGGACCUGCCUCCCUGGGUCCAUUUCCCGGACGUGGAGAGAGUGGAGUGGCUAAACAAGACGGUGAAGCAGAUGUGGCCCUACAUCUGCAAGUAUGUGGAGAAGCUGUUCCGAGACACGCUGGAGCCGGCCGUUAAGCAGUCCAACGCCCACCUCAGCACCUUUCGCUUCAGCAGGAUCGACAUGGGAGACAAACCUCCGAGGGUCAACGGCGUGAAGGUUUAUUCGGAGAACGUGGACCGACGGCAGAUCGUCAUGGAUCUCCAAAUCAGCUUUGUAGGUAACACAGAGAUCGACGUGGACAUCAAGCGCUACUACUGCAAAGCGGGAAUCAAAAGCAUUCAGAUUCACGGCGUGUUGCGUGUGCUGAUGGAGCCGUUGCUGGGCGACGUGCCUCUGGUCGGAGCGCUUUCUCUCUUCUUCCUCAAGAAGCCUCUUCUCGACAUCAACUGGACGGGCCUCACUAACGUGCUGGACGUUCCCCCGGGCUCCACCGGACUUUCUGACAGUCUGAUUCAAGAUAUCAUCUCGUCCUAUGUGGUCUCGCCCAACCGGAUUACAAUCCCGCUGGUUGGAGACGUGGAACUGGCCCAGCUUCGCUUCCCCCCAUGCCAAGUGCUUCGGAUUCACUUCUUGGAAGCUCAGGAUCUGGAGGGCAAGGAUAAAUUCUUGGGCGGGCUCAUCAAGGGCAAGUCGGACCCUUACGGCAUCCUGCAGAUCGCCAAUCAACUCUUCCAGAGCAAGACCGUCAAGGAGAGCCUUCACCCCAAAUGGAACGAAGUUUACGAGGCUUUGGUUUACGAGCACUCGGGUCAGCACCUCGAGAUCGAGUUGUUCGACGAGGAUCCCGACAAAGACGAUUUCCUGGGGAGUCUGAUGAUCGACAUGACGGAGCUGCACAAAGAACAGAAGGUGGACGAGUGGUUCGACCUGGAGGAGGCGCCGACCGGCAAGCUCCACUUGAAACUGGAGUGGCUGUCUCUGCUGUCCACGUCGGAGAAGUUGGAGCAGGUGCUGCGAAGCGUGCGAGCAGACAGGAGCCUGGCCAACGACGGCCUGUCGUCGGCGCUGCUGGUCGUCUAUUUGGACUCGGCCAAGAACCUGCCGAGCCUCUUCAGCGGCAGCUUAGGCUGCGGCAAUUUAAGCGAGAGACGAGCGUCCGGCCUGGUGUUUUGCGAGAGCGACAGCUCCGAGUAUCGCACCAUCGGCAGCAACCUGUCGGACUUCACCUGCGACGGGUUGAAGCAGGUCUUUAAAGCCUUGAAGUCGGCCAAGAAGAGCAGCAGCGAGCCCAGCCCUUACGUGCAAUUAACCGUCGGGCACAAGACACAAGAGAGUAAGAUUCGCUACAAGACCAAGGAGCCUUUGUGGGAGGAUUCCUUCUCAUUUCUAGUUCACAAUCCGAGGAGACAGGAGCUGGAGGUCGAGGUGAAAGACGAAAAGAGCAAAUGCACCUUGGGCGAUCUGAGCGUGCCGCUGAGCGGCCUCCUGGCCGAAGAGGACAUGACGCUGACGCAGUGCUUCCCGCUCAACAACUCGGGUCCCAGCUCCAGCAUCAGAUUCAAAAUGGCCUUGCGGAUCCUGUCACUGGAGAAGCAGGUCUCAUCAGACCAACCUUCUUCAGUCCGGGUCCGCAAGUCCAGCGUACCCCAAGCGGCCGCCUCGACCAGAGCGAGCGCCUCGUACUCGCCGCCGCCUGGUUCGCCAUGCCCGGCGCCCCCUCCGCCGCACGCCUCCUCCCUGACGCUGCCUCAUGGGGACGGCGAGCCGUACGCCGCCAUCCCGCCGCCGCCGCCGCUGCCGCGCAGCGUCUCCAGCCUGUGCGUGGGCAUCUCAGCCUCCCAGAAGCACCUGGCCCACAACGAGUCCACGCCCAGCCUGGCCUCGGACAUCUCGCUGCCCUUCGCCGCUUUGGAGCUCCGGCAGAGGCUAGGGCGGCUGCGCAACGGCUCCACCUCCAGCCAGUUCCUCCUGGGUGAGGUCCACCUGACCAUUCGACACAGCGCCCAACGCAACAAGCUCAUCGUGGUGGUUCACGCGUGCCGAAAUUUGAUGGCUUUCUCCAAAGACACCUCGGAUCCUUUCAUCCGCCUCUACCUGCUGCCCGACAAGAGUCGCACGGGCAGGAGGAAGACCGGCACGGUGAAAAGGAGCCUCAACCCUGUUUACGAUCAAACGUUUGAAUUCAGCGUGUCCAUCGUGGAGCUCCACAGGAGAACGCUGGAUGUCGCCGUGAAGAACGGAGGGAACAUCUUGUCCAAACACAAAGGCCUCUUGGGAAAAGUGCUGGUCCAUUUAAGUGGAGAAGAUAUAGCCAAAGGAUGGACGCAAUGGCAUGAGCUGAGCGAAGAUGGUUUGCCGUCUCAAAGGAACAUCGAGGAGACAUUUACAUCGUGAUUUGUUUUGCUGAAUUUCGUAACCGUUUUAUUUCCACACUGUACAUUUUUGUCAGCAUGCCUUUUCCCAUACUGACCGUCGUCGGCGCGUCCAAAUAUUGUAACAUAUUGUCAUCAUAAUGAAAGCUGUUUGUGAUAUUGCUCGUUUGUAACUUAGCAGGGCAUUAAAAAAAAAAGAAUGUGACAAAUUCUUACCAAAGGAGCAGAAUGAGUCCCGCAAGUCGUGUUUAUAUUUUGUCCUGCCGUGGAUGCUUUUGACUUUUGUUAUUUAUUUAGUUUGAUUUCAAACAUGGAAUGCACAUCAAACGGAAUGCUUUGUGUAUUUCUAGGUGGACUUUGUGCAAUAUUGUUUUUUUUCUUUUGGACAUGCAUGGUCCUUUUGUGGGCAUUUUAUAGGGCUGCAAAAGAUGUAGGAAAAAAUAUAGAUACUUGAAUUUGGGCUUUGGAGGGGAUUCAGAUGUGAGCCAAGAAACUAGACGAGAGACAACUCGUGUUUUUUUAAUAUGCAGGGCUGACAGCAAACUGUCAAAAUGUUAAAACAAAGGUUUCUAUCUCUUUUUUGCCAUGCGGUUAUAACUCUUUGUGUUUGUUGAAGCUUUUUAAUCUAUCACGUGCCUUAAAAAAAUGAAAAAACCUCACCACCGUGUAACUUCCGCCUUCUUAAAAGUUAUUCAUUUUGAAUGAUGUGUGGCUUUUUGAUGAAUAAAUUGUUUCCUUUCUGAAAA
Messenger RNA from Syngnathus acus (greater pipefish), 5688 nucleotides. RefSeq names its product extended synaptotagmin-like protein 2b (gene esyt2b). The transcript has 40 exons. Gene Ontology annotation, molecular function: lipid binding. NCBI's taxonomy places the organism in Eukaryota, Metazoa, Chordata, Actinopteri, Syngnathiformes, Syngnathidae. The record is from RefSeq and is a predicted model, not a curated record. Bases 936 to 4964 code for a protein of 1342 amino acids. Gene Ontology annotation, biological process: lipid transport.